Molecule: messenger RNA, 1626 nt
Organism: Tarenaya hassleriana
Lineage: Eukaryota; Viridiplantae; Streptophyta; Magnoliopsida; Brassicales; Cleomaceae
Product: mitogen-activated protein kinase kinase 6
Exons: 8
Coding region: 122-1186 (354 amino acids)
Biological process (GO): protein phosphorylation
Cellular component (GO): cytoplasm
Molecular function (GO): ATP binding; protein serine/threonine kinase activity
Source: RefSeq, a predicted model, not a curated record
GAACAGUCGUCGUCUUCUCUGCGCUAGGAAAAUUAAGAAGUUAUUAAUCUCUCUCUCUUGGAGUUUGCUCACCCACCUCAAACCCUAGCGAGCGAAAUACCUAGAUCAUCUGGCGAAGACGAUGAAGAUUAAAACGCCAUUGACGGAGCUCAAGCUCUCCGUCCCAGCUCAGGAAACCCCAAUCUCUUCCUUCUUGACUGCUAGUGGUACAUUCUGCGAUGGAGAUUUGCUUCUGAACCAAAAAGGGCUGCGGCUGAUGUCUGAUGAGAAGGAAUCAAGACCCUCUGAAGGCAAGGAGCUUGAUUUCGAGAUUACCCCAGCAGACCUUGAGAGUGUGAAAGUCAUCGGAAAAGGAAAUGGCGGUGUGGUGCAACUUGUCCGGCACAAAUGGGAUGGCAAGUUAUUUGCUAUGAAGGUCAUCCAAAUGAAUAUACAAGAGGAAAUCCGCAAACAGAUCGUCCAGGAGCUGAUAAUAAACCAAGCAUCACAAUGUCCACAUGUUGUGGUUUGCUAUCAGUCCUUUUAUCACAAUGGAGCGUUUUCCCUUGUCCUAGAAUACAUGGAUCGUGGCUCUCUUGCAGAUGUGAUAAAACAAGUGAAGACAAUCCUUGAGCCAUACCUCGCUGUUGCUUGUAAACAGGUUUUGCAAGGGCUCGUGUACCUGCACAACGAAAGACAUGUCAUACACCGAGACAUAAAACCGUCGAACCUCCUUGUAAACCAUAAAGGGGAAGUAAAAAUAUCAGAUUUUGGUGUCAGUGCAUCUCUGGCUAGCUCCAUGGGUCAGAGGGACACCUUUGUUGGAACUUACAACUAUAUGUCGCCCGAGAGAAUUAGCGGGAGCACGUAUGAAUACAGCAGUGACAUCUGGAGUUUGGGUUUGUCGGUGUUAGAAUGCGCCAUAGGACGAUUCCCUUACUUACAAUCCGAAGAUCAGGAGAACUCUCCUAGCUUUUACGAGCUCUUGGCUGCCAUUGUAGAAAGUCCACCACCAACUGCUCCUCCGAAUCAAUUCUCACCCGAAUUCUGCUCCUUUGUAUCAGCCUGCAUACAGAAAGAUCCUCGGGAUAGAUCCUCGUCUUUGGACCUAUUGCGUCAUCCCUUCAUAAAAAAGUUCGAGGACAAGGACAUCGAUCUUGGCAUUCUUGUUGGAAGCUUGGAACCACCUGUUAACUACCCUAGAUAAGUCUCUUCUGCUUCUGCAUCACUUCAUCCCUAUCGCAUUUGGUAUAUGAUGUGAGAUGAUGAUGAUGAUGAUAAUUUGAUGUUCAUCAAUCCUUAUCAUGUCAAAGCCAAUGAUGCUCCAUGUUCUUUUUAUUAUGUACAGAGUCAAUGCUAUAUGAACAUAUGAGUAUGGUAUCACAUGAUGCAUGUGAACAGACGCAUGAAUAGAAAGGUGGGUGUUAUAUAUAUAUAUACACACACACACAUUUUCAUAGUUGUGGGACUAUUGAAGGAUAAGAUUAUUACACAUAGAUCCUACCAACGGAAAACAUGUGGCGGUGGUGAGUCAUGGGUACGAUUUGGACGAGUCAACUUCGGUUUCCAUGUAUUCUCUUCCACACAAAUGUUUUGUUUCGAGUCAGCAUUUUGAUAUCUUAAAUUAAAUUUUUUUUUUCCCUUUUG